CGGUUUCUCCCUUGAUUACCAAUCAAAGAAAGAACGUUGCAGCAAGUGAAGAUGAUAACAUCAACCGAUACAAUUCAUCUGAACCGCUUCCAAGUGCUCCGAGAAGACGAAGCCAGCUUUAACAAUAGAGCUGACUCAUCUCAGAUGAAUUCUUGGCCAGGGCAGAGUUCUUACCCAACAACAGUUCCAUUCAACAGCAUACAGUUCAACACAGCUGCCAUGACUCCUGCUUCACUGUCUCCAAGCCCGAGCUCCGUUAGCCCGCAUGAGUACAGCUCCAUGUUUCACCCUUUCAACGGUUCCAUGGAUGCAGAGGAGAGAAGACACGUGUCUUCUGCAACCGAACUUAGUGCAAUAGGCAAUCACUGCAGUGCUAACUCGUCGUCUGUGGGGAAAAAUCAGCAGUCUCUUCAACGAGAAGCUGCUUUGAACAAGUUCCGGAUGAAACGCAAGGACAGAUGUUUUGAAAAAAAGGUUCGUUAUGAGAGCCGGAAGAAACUGGCUGAGCAACGUCCGCGUAUCAAAGGCCAGUUCGUUCGUCAGGUCCAGUCCACUGAGACCACCACAACACAAGAAGCUCCACAAUGAUCCAAACAUAUUGAUUAUAUAUAGUUUAAUUUUGUUUUCACCGAUACAGGCGGUGUUCUUGAGCUAACUCACCACGUACGUAGUCGUGUGUACAUAGUCUUCUUGUUGUUGAGUUUAGUUAGUUACUCUACACUUACGUUAUCUCCUUACAUUACAGAUACCUGAUUGUGUCUUCUACUAGUCUCUUAAUUACAACGAAAAUACACAUUAUGUUCCAAAAUCUUCA
Messenger RNA from Brassica oleracea var. oleracea, 814 nucleotides. RefSeq names its product two-component response regulator-like APRR5. The record is from RefSeq and is a predicted model, not a curated record. Gene Ontology annotation, biological process: regulation of flower development. The coding region runs from base 52 to 588 and encodes 178 amino acids. Gene Ontology annotation, molecular function: protein binding. Gene Ontology annotation, cellular component: nucleus. The transcript has 2 exons. Lineage: Eukaryota; Viridiplantae; Streptophyta; Magnoliopsida; Brassicales; Brassicaceae.